Messenger RNA from Micropterus dolomieu (smallmouth bass), 1155 nucleotides. RefSeq names its product H-2 class II histocompatibility antigen, E-S beta chain-like. Bases 25 to 825 code for a protein of 266 amino acids. Gene Ontology annotation, molecular function: MHC class II protein complex binding. Gene Ontology annotation, biological process: immune response; peptide antigen assembly with MHC class II protein complex; immunoglobulin production involved in immunoglobulin-mediated immune response. The transcript is spliced from 7 exons. Gene Ontology annotation, cellular component: membrane; MHC class II protein complex. Lineage: Eukaryota; Metazoa; Chordata; Actinopteri; Centrarchiformes; Centrarchidae. The record is from RefSeq and is a predicted model, not a curated record.
AGAAGCAGAUAUCUACGUGGAUAUAUGCAGCUCUCAGUCAGACUCUCUCAGUGUUUGUCAGGUCAACAGAGGAACAUGGCUUCAUCCUUUCUCAGCUUCUCCCUCCUCUUCAUCAGCCUCCACGCAGCAGAUGGAUUUAUGGAAUAUGUAGUGACCCGCUGUGAGUUUAACUCCACUGAGCUGAAGGACAUCGAGUACAUCAGCUCUUACUAUUACAACAAGAAGGAGUACGCCAGGUUCAGCAGCAGUGUGGGUCAGUAUGUUGGAUACACUGAGUGGGGACUGAAGAACGCUGAUAACUGGAACAAAGAUGCUUCAAUAAUGGCUCAGCAGAGAGGUGAGAAGGAGAGGGUCUGCCUAAACAACGUUGGGAUCGACUACCAGGCUGCUCUGACUAAGUCAGCUGAGCCCUACGUCAGGCUGCGCUCCGAGACGCCCUCUGGUGGUAAACAUCCCUCCAUGUUGGUCUGCAGCGUCUUCAGCUUCUACCCCAAACAGAUCAGAGUGGGCUGGCUCAGAGACGGACAGGAAGUCACCUCUGAUGUCACUUCCACUGAUGAGCUGGCAGACGGGGACUGGUACUACCAGGUCCACUCUCACCUGGAGUACACGCCCAGGUCUGGAGAGAAGAUCUCCUGUGUGGUGGAGCACGCCAGCCUGAAGGAACCUCUGGUGACUGACUGGGACCCGUCCCUGCCUGAGUCUGAGAGAAACAAGAUCGCCAUCGGAGCCUCAGGACUGAUCCUGGGUCUGAUCUUAUCUCUGGCUGGAUUCAUCUACUACAAGAGGAAGGCCCGAGGAAGGAUUCUGGUCCCCACUAACUGAUCCUGGAUCUGGACUUGGAUCUGAUCCUGGACCCGAUCCUGCAGCUGCUGCUUCAUCCUGCUUCCUGUGUUUCAGCUCAGCAGACUGGCUGAACAGCUGGUUCUCUGCUGGUCUCUUUAAACCCUGAUCCAGGACUGUCAGACCUGCUUCCUCUCCGUGUGAUCUGAUGCUUCACUGGGUGAAAUCAAUAUUUUACAGCCUCUAAAUAUAAAAUCAGAUAUAAUCCAGAGGUCUGAAUGAUUCUGGGCUCGUAGGUUGUGAGAUUUUUAGAUUUAUAUAUUUUUACUGGAGUGAAACGUUUUCUAACCUCAAUAAACCUUCAGAAAACUC